AUGGAAGGAAAAUUCGAAAAUAUUCUCAAAUCAAUUUUCAGAUUUUUACUUUUUGGAGGUGUUGCAGUCAUUUUUGUUGCCCUAAUUACAGUAGCCGUUUUAAUAGUAAUGAUGAGUUCAAGAUGUGAAGAAUUACCUGAUGGAGUAGGGCUGGUUAUGCCUAAAGAGGAGCAAAUUCCAAAAGUCUAUCCACGCCAAUUGACAGUUCUCACUGGCCAAGAAGCCAUUUUCCAUUGUGAAUUCGCCACUGGACAGGUUGAAUGGAGACGGUUGGAUCCUCACGGUCUCUUUGCUGAGUUUCCUUCGGGAGUUGAAAAAACAGAAAAUGGACAACUUAAAGUCCCUGUAGCGGAUACCAAUCAUCAAGGAGAAUUUGCGUGUCAAGUAAAGGAUGAAAGCAAUACCAAAAAUAUGAACACCCCUCAAGUUGUUCGACUUUCUGUGUUAAAUUCAGCAAUAAAAGAGAAUGAGGGAGAGAAGCCUCCUAUAACUAGUCGAAAUGGACGAGAAGAAUUACCUCCACUAGCCUUAAAGCCUCGUGUAGACUCGUACCUAAUGAUUGCUUCUGCCGGUGAACCUGUUCACUUUAGAUGUUGGAAUUGCCAAUUUGCUGAGUGUAGGACAAGCCAUCGCCUUGUUUGGCAAAAAGUUAACGGCAGCAAAGACGGGGAAAAUGAAAGUAAGGUAUUUUGGGGGGAUUCUUGGGAGAGUGUGUGA
This is a messenger RNA of Meloidogyne enterolobii, 717 nucleotides long. The record is from the annotation of a GenBank genome assembly. Lineage: Eukaryota; Metazoa; Nematoda; Chromadorea; Rhabditida; Meloidogynidae.